AUGCGCUAUCGACCCGAUCGACACUCGCCCCUCCUGGAUCCUUCGAGCCCUUCGGGGGCCCUAUCUGAAGGUCGAGAUUGGUCUAUACACGCUUCCUCCUACGGUCUUCCUGUUGCGACGGCUCAGGCUGCGGCUGCUGUUCUCCCCUCCGCCAUCCCCGAAGAGCUUUUCGCUCGCGAUACCUCCAACCUGGCGACUCUCGCUGUCAAUCCGACUCCGGCCCCUGCGAUGGGGUCGGCUCUGGACUUAUCCACCGCUCAUUCUUUAACAUUAAAUACUCGUCGUCCUGCUGCUCCGACACUCCCCAGCUUUGAGUUGCCUCCGCCACCGUUUACCCUGGCGGCGGCCACCAACGCCAACGCCAACGCCAACAACGCCCAUUACUCCACCAACAUCCCCCAGAAUCAACCCGCUGCCAAGUGGUCGUCCCUCCCCUCCAAUCUGCAUCACAAUCACAAUUUGCCUCCAGCUUCAUCUUCUCAACCUCCCGCCAAUGUGAGUGUGGGCAAUCUGCUGACACCCCCGGCCACAAUCCAGUCUGGCGAGAGCACCGUCUCCCACUCACUUGCCCCAGUCUCUUCGUCUGAACUACCGCCGACCUAUUGGCCUGGUACCCCGUACGGUGCUCAAGGAACGGGUACGGCCGGCACAGGAGGUGUCGCCUCGUGGUCUGGAAUGAACCCGGCCUACGCACAGCGCAACUCCUUCUCGCCGUCUGGGAUGGUGGGUCGUUCGACCAUCGCGAUGGCCCCCGUUUCCGCGGAUGGACUGUCGCAGCCAUUCGAGACUCCCUCGUUGACUUUCCCACAGGCUUUGCCCGCUCCCCCGUCCUCCAUGGCUCUUUAUCAAGCUCAUGGUCACGGCCACGGCCACGCGACUUCGCCCGCCCCGUUGCCAUCCAACGAUCCCUAUGGCACCCCGAAAGGACCCCCGAUGUACGGCCCAUCGGCCCAUAUGCCCAGUCCGCAUCAGACCGGCUUCUCCCCGAUGUAUGGCGCCCCUCCCGCCAUGAGCCCGGCCGGAUUGGGCAUUCAUCCACAGGCGCGCAUGUCCGCGCAAAGUCCCGGCGGCCAACCACCCCUCGCCUAUCCGCGUCAACCAUGGCCCUCCUACUCGCUCCCCGCCAUGAAUGGUCCCGUCAUGACCAAUGUCCAUAGCCCCAACAGCCCCAUGUCGAUGAUGGGUGGCAUGCAACCAGGCUUACUCCCGGGUUUCAACAGCGGACAUGUCGCCAGUGCCCAGCAUCUUUAUGGAGGUCAUCCGCCACCUCAUGGCAUGCCCGCCCCCGCGGCCGAUCGUCCGUUCAAAUGCGACCAAUGCCCGCAGAGUUUCAAUCGAAAUCAUGAUCUGAAGCGGCAUAAGCGAAUCCAUCUGGCCGUGAAACCCUUCCCAUGCUCGCACUGCGAUAAGAGUUUCUCCAGAAAGGAUGCCCUCAAGAGGCACAUUCUGGUCAAGGGCUGCGGCAAGGACGGCGAUUCGGAUUCGACCAACCACAACGCCGAUCUCAAAGGAGAAGGCCGUAGUGAAGACGGCAGCCCCGUCCUCAAUGGACGAGUCUAG
This is a messenger RNA of Penicillium manginii, 1560 nucleotides long. RefSeq names its product putative C2H2 finger domain protein. Bases 1 to 1560 code for a protein of 519 amino acids. The transcript is spliced from 3 exons. Gene Ontology annotation, cellular component: nucleus. Gene Ontology annotation, molecular function: RNA polymerase II transcription regulatory region sequence-specific DNA binding; DNA-binding transcription factor activity, RNA polymerase II-specific. Lineage: Eukaryota; Fungi; Ascomycota; Eurotiomycetes; Eurotiales; Aspergillaceae. Gene Ontology annotation, biological process: regulation of transcription by RNA polymerase II. The record is from RefSeq and is a predicted model, not a curated record.